Messenger RNA from Pecten maximus, 3483 nucleotides. Its product is annotated as immunoglobulin A1 protease autotransporter-like. The transcript is spliced from 10 exons. The record is from RefSeq and is a predicted model, not a curated record. NCBI's taxonomy places the organism in Eukaryota, Metazoa, Mollusca, Bivalvia, Pectinida, Pectinidae. Bases 134 to 2989 code for a protein of 951 amino acids.
GUGUUCACAUGAGUGUUUCACGCGCUCCACCGUGGUGUGACGUCUCGCGGUAUAUAAGCCCGCGCACCCCUGGGGGAGCGUACUCCGCCCCCACCACCCGAACCACGUACAGUACAGGAGAAGCACACCUCCGAUGUUUGGAAGGAUUUCACUGUUUUUGUUGAUUCAGCUGGCCAAACAAGGGCUAAUACAUGCGCGACCUUCCCACGACCCAGGGCAAACUGCUGGACAGUGUCCCUCCGCCGGACCUCCCUCAGGUGGUUUAAGGGAGUUGAACGUGAUAUAUGACGGAAAGCCCAGAUAUCGUCUUGACUUCCACCAGAGUCGGAGCGGUUAUGUUCCAGGUCGUACAUACAUAAUUUACGUACGCGCCCAGGAUCCUAGUCAAACAUUUGGCGAUAUUCUUCUCUCGGUAACCUCGGAAAGUAGAACUUGUCACCAUGGCAACUUCAGCAUCCAAUCCCAGCGCUACUAUCAGCCCAAAGGAUGUGACCACAUGGUGCUCAAGAACACACGAGAGUUUGAGCACAGCUUUGCAUUCCAAUGGACUGCUCCCACCUGUGGCUGUGUCAUUCUCAGGGCUCGGGUAAGGUCAGUCAACAACAUCUAUUACCUGGAUAACGAGAAUGUCAUUGAUGGGUACCUGACCAAGCGUGUAUGUCGACGCCACAUGUCUACAAUACUCUCCAAGAUAAGUCACAACGAGCUCGAGGACUUACUUUGCCAGGUGGUCAGCAAGUCUGAUGAACAAAUGAUAAACGAAGACCACUUCUUAAGGAGAAGGAAGAUGAACCCCUCCCAGAUGACUGAUUUAGAGAAGGAUGCUCUCCAGAUCUCGCUCCGUCAGCGGGUAUAUGAAGUAAAACAGUGCUGUGCCCAGACUGGUGCUGCUAAGACCGAUUGUCUGGGAGAUAUUCGUCGCCAUCGUAUUGAUCAGCUUUGUGCCAAUACCCAACAUCUGCCCUUCACUGUCCGCAGUGAUGCCUAUAUGACCGAGCGUCGUGACAACUGUUGCUGGCGACUAGGUGAACGACGCUACGAUUGUUUCAUGAUGGGGCACCAGGGUGGCAGUGUUCCUUCAUCCCAGAGUGAUGUAGACACAGAUGUUGCCAUGGUGACAGGUGUAAAUGUCCUUGACGAGUCUGACCCUGUAAAUGACUUAGAGGAUUACCCCAACAGGUUGAGUGAAGAGCUUGUUCAGUUAAACAUGAGCCAUGAAGAGUUAGAAGGUGAGGACAAUGCUGCAGCUGUUCCCAACAAAGGUCUUGUCUCUACUUUGCCGCCACAUUUUCACAAGAAGACAGAAAAGUCACUAGUUCUGCAGAGAAGCAAAACUGAUCUACAUCAGAAUUACCAACCAGUCGCCACUGGGGAGACAUCCCAACUACAGCAACCUCCAGUGGAGGACUCGACGAAAAUGGGGCCAACACCACAGACUCGGUCACUUACACAGACCACCCAAGGGCUGGAGAAGAAGUUGCUGCGUGCCCAGGUUGAACUGGAGUGUUGUCAGCAGGGUAAACAGUAUGGUGCAGUGCUGGUUACUAGGGACACCUGGGACAGAUGUGAACAGAGGACACGCAAGGUCACCAAGGCCAUGAAGGGAAAGAAGAAGCGGUGGUGUCGCAGGUACCACUUCAGGUGCUGUGUGGAGAGUGGCCAAAGGUCUCCUCAGGAAUCCAACAAAGAUGAUGGAGGAGCACGGGACCAAGUUAAUGAAGACACGAGGGAUCCUGGACGACAAAAAAACAAUGGAGACAAUGAAAACUUCAUUGAUUCUGAUAAUGAGGAUGAUGAUGAUAUAGAUGAUAUAGACACCAGUAGAAACAAUGAUGAUGACGACGACAAUCAUGAUGAUGACACAUCAGCAAGCCAGGGGUCUAACUUUAAAAAAAGCAAGUUGAUCAGAGAUAGGCAGACAUCUCUGUCCGAAGACCAAUUUCAGGGAUCAAAACACCAACAGGGAUCCACAAGCAAUGAUCAACGACUUGUGGAGGCAGUGGAAUCUUCCAUUAAUCCACAACAACCCCAGACUGUGGAAUCUUCCGGUGUUGAACAGUCCAAGACUGUGGAAUCUUCUGGUGUUGAACAGCCCGAAACUGUGGAAUCUUCCGAUAUUGAACAGACCCAGAAUGUAGAAUCUUCUGGUGUUGAACAGCCUGAGACUGUGGAAUCUUCUGGUGUUGAACAGUCCGAGACUGUGGAAUCUUCAGGUGUUGAACAGUCCGAGACUGUGGAAUCUUCAGGUGUUGAACAGUCCGAGACUGUGGAAUCUUCUGGUGUUGAACAGCCCGAGACUGUGGAAUCUUCCAGUGUUGAAGAGCCUGCGACUGUGGAAUCUUCUGGUGUUGAACAGCCCGAGACUGUGGAAUCUUCCAGUGUUGAACAGUCAGAGACUGUGGAAUCUUCUGGUGUUGAACAGCCAGAGACUGUGGAAUCUUCCAGUGUUGAACAGCCUGCGACUGUGGAAUCUUCUGGUGUUGAACAGCCCGAGACUGUGGAAUCUUCCAGUGUUGAACAGUCAGAGACUGUGGAAUCUUCUGGUGUUGAACAGCCCGAAACUGUGGAAUCUUCCAGUGUUGAACAGCCUGCGACUGUGGAAUCUUCUGGUGUUGAACAGCCCGAGACUGUGGAAUCUUCCAGUGUUGAACAGUCAGAGACUGUGGAAUCUUCUGGUGUUGAACAGCCCGAGACUGUGGAAUCUUCCAGUGUUGAACAGUCCGAGACUGUGGAAUCUUCUGGUGUUGAACAGCCCGAGACUGUGGAAUCUUCUGAUGUUGAACAGCCCGAGACUGUGGAAUCUUCUGGUGUUGAACAGCCAGAGAAUGUGGAUUCUUCCAGUGUUGAACAGUCCGAGACUGUUGAAUCAUCCCGUGUUGAACAGCUUUCCACAAGAAGGGCGAAGUUGAGAAGGAAAAAACAAAGAAGGUCAAGGAGGAAAGGACGUAAAAACAGAAGGAGAAAAGGAAGAAAACAUGUUUCCACGUAAAGUUGUGAAUAAUUUCACAUCUCAAGAUUCUGUUCAAAUGUUCAAUGAUUAUGUUUAAAAUAAGAUUUUUUCACUACUAAUUAUUUAAAACAUCCAUUUUUAAUAGCAUCAAAUGCCCACAGAUUAUGUUUAUAUGAGAGUUGAGUAUGCCAGUUUUAUAACUAACAAUUUUAAAUAUUCAUGAAUAUUGUUUUAAAAGUUUUUGAGUAUAAUUGUAUGAACUUUACAGUUGAUAAAUGCUCAGAAAUACUCAUGUAUAAAUGUGUGUAUGUAUUUACGGUGAUAAUUUUGCAGUAUAAACUUGUGUAUAUACACUGUAAAAAAAACCAAGCAUAUCAGAGAGUGUGGACCCUACGAAUCUUUUGUGCUGCAUGGGUAUCACAUUACCUUGGAAAGGUGCUAGAGAUUAUUUUUCUUAUUUAUUUUAAAAGUACAACUUUUUUUGUAUGUUUACAACCACCAGUUAAAUCAAUAAAUAUUUUUCUUUACACAAA